Penicillium angulare is the source of this 2235-nucleotide messenger RNA. RefSeq lists its product as uncharacterized. Lineage: Eukaryota; Fungi; Ascomycota; Eurotiomycetes; Eurotiales; Aspergillaceae. Gene Ontology annotation, molecular function: carbohydrate binding; hydrolase activity, hydrolyzing O-glycosyl compounds. The transcript has a single exon. The record is from RefSeq and is a predicted model, not a curated record. The coding region runs from base 1 to 2235 and encodes 744 amino acids. Gene Ontology annotation, biological process: carbohydrate metabolic process.
AUGCUUUUCUUCCCUCUCAAACUGAGUGCCAUUUGGGCGGUUGGCUCGGCAGCCUUGUCCUCAAAUUCCUCGGGAUAUCACCAGCCAACCUCAAAAGGCUUCCGUAUGCAACAUGGAUUCGAGACUGUUCUAGUCCAGCCAUUUGGAUACGAUGGCUUUCGUGUACGCGCUUGGCCAUAUCGUCCACCGACCGGUGGAGAAAUCGGGUUUGUCUAUGACCCUCCACUCGAAGGCCCAGAAGGCGACCAAGAACGCGGAAUGUCUUUCGAUACUGCAUUCAAGGGAAAUCAAUCGGUAGAGAUGCGCAACGGCAACAUUGUCGUCCGUACAUCAGGAUGGGGUGGUAACCCCGGUGGUUAUCGUCUGGCUUUCUAUCGGGUUGAAGGCAAUGGUACAGAAACUCUGCUCACCAACGAGUAUGCACCCCUCAAGUCUAUAAACCCGCGAUACUACUCCUGGACUGGACCUGGAAGUGAAUUUGCAGCCGAGUUUUCAUUCUCGACUACGCCAGACGAGCAAAUAUAUGGAACGGGUACCCAGCAGGAUCACAUGGUGAACAAAAAGGGGGCUACCAUUGAUCUCAUCAACUUCAAUACCCACAUCCCCACACCCUUGUUCAUGAGUAACAAGGGCUACGGUUUUGUUUGGAAUAUGCCUUCAACCGGUCGUAUGGAGUUCUCUCCCUUGAGAAAUCGCUUCACGUCUGAUUCCGCGACGGUGGUCGACUAUUUCAUUGUGUCCGCUACUCCGGGUGACUAUGAUAUUCUCCAGCAGCGUCUUUCGGCACUGACUGGUCGCGCGCCCCUGCCUCCUGACUGGUCACUUGGGUACAUUCAAUCGAAGCUGCGAUACGAAAACCAAACAGAGAUAGAACUUCUCGCUGAGGACUUCCAAAAGCGUGAUAUUCCCGUAUCAAUGAUUGUCAUAGAUUAUCAGUCGUGGGCUCACCAAGGAGAUUGGGGUCUAGACCCUCGCCUCUGGCCACGCGUCGCAGAGAUGUCAGCAAAGGUGAAGAAUCUCACCGGUGCAGAGAUGAUGGCAUCUUUGUGGCCCAGUGUCGCUGAUAACAGCUUAAAUUAUGAGGAGAUGAUGGCCCAAGGAUAUCUCUCAGCUACUCGAUCUGGCCCUGGAACAACAGACUCAUGGAAUGGGUCCUACAUUCGCAACUACGAUUCGACAAAUCCUGGCGCCCGGCAAUUCCUGUGGGAUACAUUGAAGCGCAACUACUAUGACAAGGGUAUUAAGAACUUCUGGAUUGACCAGGCUGACGGAGGCGCACUUGGCGAGGCUUACGAAAACAACGGCCAAAGCACAUACAUUCAGUCUAUUCCCUUUGCUGUACCUGAUGUCCUGUAUGCUGCAGGAACUCAAAGUAGCGUGGGAAAGUUGUACCCUUGGGCUCAUCAGCAAGCAAUCGAAGAGGGCUUCCGUAAUGCCACAUCCAGUGAAAUGGGCACGGCCUGUGACCAUGUCUCCCUCAGUCGCUCAGGAUACAUUGGAUCUCAACGCUUCUGUAGCAUGAUCUGGUCUGGCGACACCACUGCAGUAUGGGAAACACUCAGCGCACAAGUGGCCACAGUCCUAUCUGCAGCUGCAUCCGGCUGGGGAUGGUACACUGUUGAUGCGGGCGGCUUUCAAGCCGACCCCACAGUUUGGUGGAGUGCGAAUAUCGAUACAACCGAGUAUCGCCAACUAUAUGCUCGCUGGUUACAGUGGUCAACAUUCUUGCCUUUCAUGCGAACACAUGGUUCUCGGGCUUGCUACACCCAAGAUGCCUACACAUGUGCCAAUGAGCCAUGGUCAUAUGGCGAAGAAAAUACUCCCACAAUCGUCUCCUACAUCAAGCUCCGUUAUCAACUAGCCCCAUACCUGCGAGCCAUCUUUUCUGAGUUCCAUCGCACUGGUCGUAUGAUAAUGCGCCCACUUUUCAUGGAUUUCCAAAGCUCGGAUGCUCAUAUUGCCGAGUUGACCCGUAGCAACACGAAUGAAACAACACAACAAUACAUGUUUGGGCCACGGUUGCUAGUCACUCCGGUGACUCUUCCAAAUGUGACGAAAUGGCCUGUUUACCUUCCACAGACUGCCAGUAACGAGAGCAAACCUUGGACUUACUGGUGGACCAACCAAACCUAUGCAGGAGGGCAAACAGUGACGGUUCCGGCACCGGUUGAACACAUCCCUGUUUUCCACCUUGGAUCUCGGGCAGACAUUUUGAGUGGGCAGGUGUUUUCUUAA